UAUGAAUCUGUAAAGUAAAUGAAUAUUGUAAAGUUUUAAAUACUAAACCUAUUAAACUUAUUUAAGAUAAUCAAUAAUCAUGGAUUAGAUUGUAAUUACUUACUUUUAUAUAUUUUUAUUAUUUUCUGAUUCUAACCUUUUUUUGUAUCAAGUUAAAACUCAUUUUAAAUUACAAAAUUAUUGCGACAAUUGAACUCUUGUUUUAAGAUUUAGUUAUAAAAUAAUAAAAAGUAACAAAAAAAAUAUAACAAAAUCUUGCAUAAUUAGACCAAGUCAAAGUUAAAAUUUCUAUUAAUUAUCACAUUAAUAAAACAUCGAAUCACUUGCUACAUUUAAUGAUUACAUCAUUAUUCAGAGUCUGAAGUGAUGAGUUCUGGAUGAUGUUUACUUAUUAUCAACGUCACUGGCAAAAGUAGUAAUGCUUAACAAUUGGUAGUGAGAUGCGCCGACUUAGGCUACGCAAAGGUUCUUAUUUAUCAAUUGGAAGUAAAUCUUCCUUAUUUUCAAUAUCUCAUUCAACUUUACAUCAAAUACAUUUGAGCGAACCUCGUCCUCAAGAUGUCUGCGGUCGAGGCACCACCGUUUAUACGAACAAUCGAGUGGGAUAUGAUGGACAAAACAAAAUUCUUUCCACUGAGUAUGCUGUCUUCAUUCUCAGUUCGUUGUUGCCUUUAUCCAUUAACUGUUAUCAAAACACGGCUUCAAAUACAAAGAAAAAAUCACAUGUAUACAGGAAUGAUAGACGCUUAUCGCAAAAUCUACAGAGUAGAAGGAUUGGCAGGACUCUACCGCGGGUUCUGGAUAAGCUCAAUCCAAAUAGUAUCAGGAGUAUUUUAUGUGUCAACUUACGAGGGAGUAAGACAUAUUCUAAGUCAAAAACCGUUCACUGCGGGUCUAGAUUCAAGAAUAAAAGCAUUAAUUGGAGGGGCAGCAGCGAGUGCUGUAGCGCAGACAAUUGUUGUACCCUUUGACGUUCUAAGUCAGCAUCUAAUGGUUCUUGGAGUCACAACAAAGCACGGAAAAUUAGCUGUGGAUAAAAUGGCAAUGAAUCCACUAGGAUUAAAUUUAACUCCAGGAAUGUCGAGAGCUUACAUUUCUAGUGAAAUUAUUAGAUCAAUAUACCAAAGAGAUGGUGUCAAAGGUUUUUAUAGGGGUUACGUAGCGUCUCUUUGUGCUUAUGUGCCUAACAGUGCACUUUGGUGGGGUUUAUAUACUUUUUAUCAAGAUGAACUGAUUAGAAUGUUACCAAAUUGGGUAUCUCAUCUUUUCAUUCAGUCAGUGGCUGGAACUCUUGGAGGAUUCACGACAACCAUUAUAACAAAUCCAUUAGACAUAGUUCGUGCAAGACUUCAAGUUCAGCGUCUAGAUAGUAUGUGCAAUACAUUCAAAAUAUUAUGGAUAGAAGAGGGAAUGAGAAUGUUUUCAAAAGGAUUGUCUGCAAGACUUGUACAAUCUGCAUGCUUUAGUUUUUCAAUAAUUCUUGGAUAUGAAACAAUUAAACGUGUGAGUAUAAAUGAGGAGUACAAAAGUUAUAUACGAUGGUGAGAGGAACUACACAAAUGUAAAAUUGAAUAUUUUCAUUUAUUUUCUGUCAUCAUUCUAUGCAUUAUUGUUUUGCCAUCAGUGAUAUAAGAUCUCAUUCCAUCUUGUAUAUAACGUUAUUUACCUUAUUUAUCAGGCUGUAUAUACUUUAGACCUAUAUUUAAUUAACUAUUAUUAAAUUUAAUUCGAUUAUAAAGUUAUUAAAUAAAAAACCGAUACAUUUAAAUAAA
Chelonus insularis is the source of this 1772-nucleotide messenger RNA. RefSeq names its product solute carrier family 25 member 44. Gene Ontology annotation, molecular function: branched-chain amino acid transmembrane transporter activity. The transcript is spliced from 5 exons. NCBI's taxonomy places the organism in Eukaryota, Metazoa, Arthropoda, Insecta, Hymenoptera, Braconidae. Gene Ontology annotation, cellular component: mitochondrion. Gene Ontology annotation, biological process: branched-chain amino acid transport; branched-chain amino acid catabolic process. Bases 559 to 1545 code for a protein of 328 amino acids. The record is from RefSeq and is a predicted model, not a curated record.